Molecule: messenger RNA, 627 nt
Organism: Colletotrichum lupini
Lineage: Eukaryota; Fungi; Ascomycota; Sordariomycetes; Glomerellales; Glomerellaceae
Product: glycosyl hydrolase family 28
Exons: 1
Coding region: 1-627 (208 amino acids)
Source: RefSeq, a predicted model, not a curated record
AUGCGUGGCUUGGCAGUCUUCGCAUCGUUAGCCGCAAGGCUAGUCCUCGGGCUCGAGACCACUCGGUUCUCGGCGGCCACCCUGCUGGCUGAAUCUGACGCAGAUAUCCCGAGUGCCAGUGACUGGGCGGAGAGGGCGGAGAAGGAAGGUCGGAGCCUCUGCAUACUCGAGCCGGACGCUAACGGCGGGGACGACGCGCCGGCACUGCUGAGCGCGCUCAACGACAAGUGCCGCACCAAGAGCAUCAUUGUGCUUGAUGGACCAGUGUACAACAUCAAGUCGCCGAUGGUCACCACCAGCCUAGACGAUGUUGUAAUUGAUCAGCGUGGCAGACUACUCUGGAGCAAUGACACCACGUACUGGCUCACGGUCUCGAUGCCUGUGGGCUUCCAGAACCAGAGCACGGUAUGGCACUUUGGAGGUGAUGGCGUGGUUUGGGAAGGCCACGGAGUCGGAACGCUCGACGGCAAUGGCCAGGUCUGGUAUGACCUCAAUGCCGGCGGAUCCAACAUGCCUCAUCGGCCGAUGAACAUCAACUUUCGAGACUUCUCGAAUUCGACUGUCAAAGGUCUCCGAUCCGUGCAGAGCCAAAUGUGGACGAUUGUUGGUAUCCCUAUUACAGGGUAG